Molecule: messenger RNA, 4395 nt
Organism: Myxocyprinus asiaticus (Chinese sucker)
Lineage: Eukaryota; Metazoa; Chordata; Actinopteri; Cypriniformes; Catostomidae
Product: tripartite motif-containing protein 3-like
Exons: 12
Coding region: 215-2341 (708 amino acids)
Biological process (GO): negative regulation of translation; proteasome-mediated ubiquitin-dependent protein catabolic process; protein polyubiquitination
Molecular function (GO): ubiquitin protein ligase activity; zinc ion binding; protein binding
Source: RefSeq, a predicted model, not a curated record
AGCAGAGAGAGACGAAGAGAGAGCGGUAGGCGUUGGGACGAUUAGCAGUGCUUUUAUCUGGGGGAGGUGGGCAAAAGACAGUGGAAAAGGGGUAUGUUGGGCUUUUCAGAUACCAGGCCCAGCUGAAAUCUCAAAAACAACAAUGGAACCUGCCUGAGAAAGCCCACUUUGCGCGUGUGGUAAGGUGUGUCCUGGCCCCGCGCCCCCUCUGUGGAUGUCUGUCACCAUGGCAAAGUUUGAAACAGGCCGCACAAGCCCAGUGGUCCGGCAAAUAGACAAGCAGUUCCUGGUGUGCAGUAUCUGUCUGGAACACUACCACAACCCCAAAGUCCUGCCCUGCCUGCACACCUUCUGUGAAAGGUGCUUACAGAACUACAUUCCUCCUCAGUCCCUGACACUGUCCUGCCCGGUGUGCAGACAGACCUCCAUCUUGCCGGAGAAAGGUGUGGCAGCACUGCAGAAUAACUUCUUCAUUACAAACCUCAUGGAGGUGCUGCAGAGAGAUCCAGAAUGUUCUCAGCCAGAGGCUUGCAGUGUGCUGGAGUCCGUCAGUGUUGCGGCCGCUGGGAUACCACUCACCUGCCCCAAUCACGAGGGCAAGGUGAUGGAGUUUUACUGCGAGUCUUGUGAGACGGCCAUGUGUCUGGACUGCACUGAGGGAGAACACCGGGAGCAUGUGACCGUUCCACUGCGGGAUGUUCUGGAACAGCACAAAGCAGCGCUAAAGAACCAGCUGGAUGCCAUACGCAACAGGUUGCCCCAGCUAACAGCGGCCAUCGAGCUGGUGAAUGAGAUCUCUAAACAGCUGAUAGAGAGGAAGAGCGAAGCUGUCAGUGAGAUCAAUUUGACCUUUGAGGAGCUGGAGAGAGCACUGCACCAACGCAAAGCUGCGCUCAUCACAGACCUGGAGAACAUCUGCAGCACCAAGCAGAAGGUUUUGCAGGCACAGUUAUCCUCCCUUCUGCAGGGAAAGGAGCACAUCCAGAGCAGCUGCAGUUUCACCGAGCAAGCCCUGAACCAUGGCAGCGCCACUGAAGUCCUACUGGUACAAAAACAGAUGAGCGAGCGUGUUGGCGCCCUCGCCUGCCACGACUUCCCUGAGCAGCCCCAUGAGAACUCCCACUUGGACUGCCAGAUAGAAACGGAAGGCCUACGGCGCUCCAUUCAGAACCUGGGUGUGCUGCUGACGACGGGUGCUGUGGGACACAUGAGUGUAGCCACGGGCGAAGGGCUCAGACACGCCCUGGUGGGUCAGCACGUGACCGUAACUGUUACCACUAAGGAUAAGGACAGCGAACUUGUGCGAACUGGUAAUGCAGUGCUCCGAGGGGAGAUAACUGGGCAGGAGGGAGCAAGGGUGACCGAAGUAGAAGUUGUGGACAAUAAAAAUGGAACUUAUGAGGUAGGGUACACACUUAAAAGUGAAGGAGAGUUUUUGUUUUCUCUGACGCUAUACGGACAGCCCGUGAGGGGCAGCCCAUUCAGGUUACGGGCGAUAAAGCCGUCCGAUGUGCCCCAGUCUCCGGACGAUGUGAAGAGGAGGGUAAAAUCACCCAGCGGGACAGGUGGGCACAUCAGGCAGAAAGCAGUGCGGAGACCCAACAGCAUGUACAGCACAACUAAGAAGAAGGAAAAUCCUAUUGAAGAUGAGCUGAUUUACAGAGUAGGCUCUCGGGGUAGGGAGAAGGGAGAGUUCACUAAUCUACAAGGCAUCUCUGCCUCCACCAGUGGGAGGGUCAUUGUAGCAGACAGCAACAACCAGUGUAUACAGGUGUUUACAAAUGAUGGCCUGUUCAAAGCACGCUUUGGGGUCAGAGGUCGCUCACCGGGACAACUGCAGAGGCCAACAGGAGUGGCAGUUGACACAAAUGGAGACAUUAUUGUAGCUGAUUAUGAUAACAGAUGGAUCAGCAUCUUCUCUCCUGAUGGAAAAUUCAAGAAUAAGAUCGGGGCUGGCCGUUUGAUGGGACCUAAGGGUGUGGCUGUGGACAGGAACGGUCAUAUCAUUGCAGUAGAUAACAAAGCCUGCUGUGUUUUCAUCUUUCAAUCCAAUGGCAAACUAGUGACCAAGUUUGGAGCCAGAGGCACAUCAGACAGACAGUUUGCAGAAAAAAGUGUUGCAAAGUUUGCACUGGAGCAAAAGUUUAGUAAAUCUGGUCCUGUUUUCAGUCCACACUUUGUUGCUGUUAACAAUAAAAAUGAAAUUGUUGUGACAGACUUCCAUAACCACUCUGUUAAGCUGGUUCCUGCCUCCUCCUUGCCCAUCUUAAGAACCUUGUUACACUGGUGCCGAAACCCAGGAAAGAGGAGGGAUGUGCUGUCGGAGAGCCCUCGCCGCUGAUGGAAGGGCACGGCGCAGAGGAGGUAUGGUCCGGUGGUACUGGAGCUGUCUGCCAGGGGGCGGAGGAGCUGCUGCCAACCGCCAGGGGGCGGAGAGGACCAGCCGACAGCGUGUUCAUUUACGGCGAGCCAGUUUCCUCUCUCCCUCCCCUCAUCCUACUCAGAUUCCCAGGAGGCGGGGAAGACCAGCCAGCGGAAGGACGGCCGAAAGGGCAACACCUCCCCUCCAGGAAGGGGGGGGAGUGGAGUAAGUCAGACUGGAGUUUUCCCCGUCCUGAAUCGGGCGUUGGGGGUAUGUGACGGCGAGGAGGCCGGGCCGUAACUAUGGACGCCUGCCGCUGAAUCAGCCCAAUCAGCCGGGAGAGGGAUAAAGUGGAGCCGGGGAUGCCAGUUCGAGAGAGAGAGAGACACGCAGCAGUCUUGUGUGUGUGUUUUGUGUUAUGCUGGAAAACAGUUUUAGUUUCAAGUUUUAUUGGUCACAUAACCAUACACAGUACGACAUGUAGAGAAAUUCUUGGUACGACUUUUCUCCCCACAGUUUACGAUAAAAAAAAUAAAAUAGAUAGAUAUAUAUAUAUAUAUAUCUAUCAUACAAUAAAAUAGGAGAAAGAAGAAAUAUAUACUGUAUGUACAAAGUAUGCAUAUGAAAUAGUGCAUAAUGACAGAUGUAGAGUUGGUAGCAGUAACAGUUUGACUGGCAAUAUGUUCAUUGUGCAAGGUAAAGUGCAAUUGUGCAGUAAUGUUGAUCUGCAACAGGCUGAUGUUAUAGAGGUGAUGUUGUAGGUGUAAUAUAUGAUAAUGCAGAGUGUAAUAUUGCUUCAAGUGUGUGUUGUUGAAUAGUGAAACUAGUCCUGGUGUUGUCCUUGGUUCAGGACACGGAUGGGCAGGGGAAAGAAGCUCCUUCUCAUUCUCUCUGUUUUGGCCAUCAGGGAGCGGAAGCGUUUCCCUGACCGCAACAAAGAGAAGAGUCCAUUAUUAGGAUGGCUUUCAUGAUCUUCCUGGCUUUGGUCCAGCAUCCUUUGCUGUAGAUUGACUGCAGGUCAGGGAGUUUGAUGUGGGUGAUGCGCUCAGCUGAUCGCACCACUCUUUGUAGAGCCAGUCUAUCUUGUUUUGUGCAGUUUCCAAACCAGGCUGUGAUGUUUCCUGUCAGGAUGCUCUCAAUGGUGCAGGUGUAAAAGUUUUUUAGCACCAUAGAGGGCAGUUUAAAGUCCUUUAAGCGCCUGAGGUGGUAAAGACACUGACGGGCCUUCUUCACCAGGGUGUUAAUGUGGCAGGUCCAUGUGAGAUGUGUAUACCAAGAUAUCAGAAACUGUCCACUCUCUCCACUGUGGCCCCGUUGAUCAUAAUGGUUCCUUGCUUGCUUUAUGCUGAAGUCCACUAUCAGCUCCUUUGUCUUGCUGACAUUCAAAAGGAGGCUGUUCUUCUGGCACCAGUCCUCCAGGCCUUUUGAUCUCCCUCAGAUAGGCCAUCUCGUCGUUAUCAGAGAUCAGGCCCACCACAACAGUGUCGUCAGCAGACUUGACCAUGGUGGUGGAGUUGGAAGUGGCCACACAGUCAUAAGUGUACAAUGAGUACAGCAGGGGGCUUAGAACACAACCCUGGGGGGCUCAAUGUUGUUUUGUUCAUUUGUUUAUUAAAAAUUUACAUUGACUGCUCAGGUGGUUCCUGCCUCCUCCUUGCCCAUCGUGUGAAUCCGUUAUAUCAUUAUACUAGGGAUGUGCACGGAUAGUCGUUAUUCGGUGAACCAUUCAACACGCCUGUAUUCAAAUCUCGAAAUCACUAUUCGGUUAUUCUACAUGUGCAAUGAGGUCUCCGAUCCGAGCCUGACAGUACGGGUCAGUUUUUCCAAGUAUAGGUCAAGUAAGGGGCUGUUCACACGUCUCUGCUGUUUUUCCAUUUCUUUUAAAUUUUUUAUUUUUUUAUUUAAACAAGCACGGGUCUGACGUCUUUAACUGUUGCGCAGGACCACUGCAUUUUUUUUAGACGACGUUCCAAGUUAAAAAGAACUUCAAAAUGUAUAGAUUCAUCUUGACACAGCUUUUUUUUUUUUUUUUU